Messenger RNA from Carica papaya (papaya), 1443 nucleotides. The record is from RefSeq and is a predicted model, not a curated record. Lineage: Eukaryota; Viridiplantae; Streptophyta; Magnoliopsida; Brassicales; Caricaceae.
UAACAUUGUUCUCUUUCAUGUUCAACCGAGUCUAAUAAAACCCAACAAUGGUGAAGAAUUGGCUACUUUUUCUUCUCAUUUUCCUAUUCCUCUCUUCUGGGUUCUCUUCAGUUUCAGCCGCACCUACUCCUCCUGUUAAAAUUCUAAGUGGGCUUGUCUCCAAUGUGGUCUCUGUUGUAUGGAAAUGGUUUUGGUCUCUACAAUCUACCACUAUAAAAUCUGCAGUUUCUAGCCCUUCAAUGAUGAAAUUCGAGAGUGGGUAUACUGUGGAGACUGUGUUUGAUGGAAGUAAGCUGGGAAUUGAACCAUACUCAGUUGAAGUUUCCCCUACUGGAGGGCUUCUUGUCCUGGAUUCUAAGAACAGUAAUGUUUAUAAGAUUUCAAUGCCAUUAUCUAAAUAUAGCAGGCCAAAACUGUUUGCUGGAUCACCUGAAGGUUACUCAGGACAUGUAGAUGGUAAAAUAAGAGAAGCAAGAAUGUACCACCCGAAAGGACUGACCGUGGAUGAUAGAGGAAAUGUAUACAUCGCAGACACAAUGAACAUGGCUAUCAGGAAGGUCAGUGAUGCAGGAGUCACAACUAUUGCUGGAGGGAAAUGGGGUAAAGGAGUAGGUCAUGUUGAUGGUCCAAGUGAGGAUGCAAAAUUUUCCGAUGAUUUUGAUGUGAUAUAUAUCAGAAGUAGCUGCUCGAUUUUGAUUGUAGAUAGAGGGAACCAGGCAAUUAGAGAAAUCCAACUCAAUGAUGAGGAUUGUUCUUAUGAGUUUGAUGGCAAUUUCCAUCUGGGGAUAGCAGUGCUUGUUGCGGCUGGAUUUUUUGGUUACAUGCUGGCUUUGCUGCAGCGUAGAGUACAAGCGUUGUUUUCUUCUCAAGAUGAUUUGAGAGCACCGACAAAGAAACGUAUGCGAAUGGCAUCAUAUCAGAGGCCUUCUAAAUCCAUUAACUAUAACGGAUGGGAUGGUGAUCAUCAUCGGCAGCAACAGCUGCAAAGGCAUCACCAGUUGCAGAUGCAGCAUCAUCAUCAUAGGCAUUAUUCAUCUAACCCGCAAACUUACUACGAGAAAAGCUGCGAGACAAAUGAGAUUGUUUUUGGUGCAGUUCAAGAGCAGGAUGGACGACGGGAAGCUGUAGUGAUAAAAGCUGUUGACUAUGGAGAUCAUAUCUAUAACCGCCACGACACUCGUCCUCGAUUAAACUAUAUGGGUUAUGCCCAUAGUUGUUGCAGAAGCAUGGUGAUGAAUGAUGGGUGGGCAUUCAUGGUAGAAAACAGACAAAUGAGGUCGAGGAAAAGAAGUAGACGACACAGAUUUACCAAAAAUUGGAAGCUAUAGUGUGGAAUGGGGAAUUAGUUUGACCAAAUGAACAGGUUGAAGGAGAAAAUGUAAGAUUUAAAUGGAAACUUGUAAGCAAACUUUGAAGGGAAACAUGUUUCAGUCAAAAGGGGAA